Closterium sp. NIES-67 is the source of this 2203-nucleotide messenger RNA. NCBI's taxonomy places the organism in Eukaryota, Viridiplantae, Streptophyta, Zygnematophyceae, Desmidiales, Closteriaceae. The record is from the annotation of a GenBank genome assembly.
GAAGCCUGCGCAUGUGCAUCGACUACCAAGCUCUUAAUAAGCAGACCAUCAAGAAUAAAUAUCCGAUACCGCGAAUCGAUGACCUGCUUGACCAGCUUCGGGGAGCUACGGUAUUUUCCAAACUGGAUCUGCGGUCCAGAUACUGGCAGAUACGGAUGGCGGACAACUCUAUCCACAAAACUGCUUUCCGAACUCGGUAUGGAUCAUACGAGUAUUUGGUAAUGCCAUUCGGACUCACCAACGCACCAGCGACGUUCCAAGCCGAAAUGAACCACAUUCUACGACCACUUUUGGACGAGUGCGUGGUGGUGUACCUGGACGACAUACUCAUCUACUCGCUCGACAUGAAGCAGCACGUCAAACACCUGCGACGCGUCUUCGAAAUUCUUCGACGAGAACGGUUCUACGUCAAACUGUCCAAGAGCGAAUUCGCCCUUGAAAAGGUCCAGUUCCUAGGACACAUGGUGAGCGCUCAAGGAGUUCACGUCGACCCCAAGAAGAUCGAAGCCGUACGUAUGUGGAGGACACCCGAGAACGUGAAGGAGUUGCAGCAGUUCCUAGGCUUCGCCAAUUACUACAAUAGGUUCGUGCCACAGUAUGCGAAAAUCGCAGCACCCCUCACGAAUCUGCUGAAGAAGAACACGCCCUACAAAUGGGAGCCGAAGCACCAGGAAGCCGUGGAGCAGCUGAAGCAAGCACUUACGUCCGCACCAGUACUCAUCUUGCCAGAUCCCGAACGCGACUACGUCAUCGAAGCUGACGCCAGCGACCAGGCAGUGGGAGCAGUCUUGAUGCAAGACCAGGGGAAUGGACUGCAACCAAUCGCCUACCUAAGCAAGAAACUGCACGGGGCAGAACUAAACUACCCGAUACACGACAAAGAGGCCCUUGCCAUCGUCAUCGCCUUCACAGCGUGGAGAUGUUAUCUCGAAGGACGAAGAACAACCGUCUACACCGACCACUGCAGCCUGAAAUAUUUGAAGACACAACCCAACCUUUCCAGGCGGCAGGUCCGGUGGAUCGACUUCCUCGAGACACACUUCCACUAUGACAUCGUGUACAAGCCCGGCCACAAAAACAAAGCAGAUGCUCUCAGCCGACCUGCACACGUUGCCACUAUUCAGAUCGAAGGGAUGAAUCCACUCCUCAAGGGACUCUUCAUACACGGUGACAUCGCGUACCGGAAAGGAUCAACGAAAAUCUGGGUACCCAAUUACCCUCCUUUGCGCCAGUUACUACUCGAAGAAUACCACGACGUCCUCUACGCCGGACACUUUGGUAGCAACAAGACGCUGACCGGUAUCGCAAAGCACUACUACUGGCCCCACUUGGCAGAAGAUGUCCAGAAAUUCGUCACCAAGUGUGAUACAUGUCAGCGGAUGAAGAGUAGCAAGCAGAAAAAGGCGGGACUACUGCAGCCUCUUCCUGUCCCACAACAACCAUGGCAAGUGGUUAGCCUGGACUUCAUCACCGGGUUACCACCUACCUCCAGCGGUCAUGACGCCAUCCUUGUCGUCAUCGACAAAUUCUCCAAAAUGGGACACUUCAUCCCGACACACACGACAGCACGCACCGAAGAAACAGCACAACUCUUCGUUCGAUACAUCAUCUCACAGCAUGGCAUUCCAACCACACUCAUCUCCGACCGAGACCCUAAGUUCGCCAGCAAGUUUUGGAAGGAACUUAUGUCUCUCCUCGGGACCAAACUCGCCAUGUCAUCUGCUUACCAUCCGCAGACAGACGAACAGGCCGAGCACCUCAACCAAAUUGUUGAGCAACUCCUCCGAGCAGCCUGCAAGGACGAGAUCUCCAAAUGGGACUUACACCUGCCCGUACUAGAGUUUGCUUACAACAGUGCUACACAUGCCGCUACUGGUCAGACGCCGUUCUUCCUCUGCUAUGGACGCCACCCACUCACACCACAAAAACCGACAGCAUCCGCUACAAUCCAACCUGCACAUGAUUUCAUCACAACCAUGCAUCAGCUUUGGGAUCGGACUCACAAGCGCCUCCUCGACAUUCAACAGCAACAGAAGCGCCAAGCCGAUCGCCAUCGCAACGACCACACCAUCACGGUGGGAGACCAGGUGCUUCUUGACACCCGCAAUCUUGACAUCAGCCAUCUCCCAUCUAAACUUCGACCUCGCUUCUGCGGGCCUUUUCUCGUUGAAGCACAGGCGUAGGAUCCCCUGACUUGUUUAGU